AUGUCUUUCCAUCUCGGUCCCUCUGCUGGCCAGCACCUCCUCGACCCCUGGUCCCACGGCGUAGGCGUCAUGAGCGAUGUCUGCUCGCGCUGGUCGGAGCUCGACAUCACGCAGAUCGGGUCGCUUAUCGCCAUUGCAGGAACCGUACCCACGGCCUGGCGCUUCCUGCAGCGCAUCUGGCGCGAGGCCUACGGUUACAUCCGCCGCUUCUUCCUGGCCUCUGUCACAAUUCCAGGGGGUGAUCCUCUUAAUCGGAGCGUCGUUAAAUGGAUCAUGGAUCAUAGGGGGAGGCAUUAUCGAUCUUUUACUGGCCGCACCGACAUCGGACGUUCUCAUGGUGAUAGGGCUGCUGCGCUGAAAAAGACGCGACAUUCUGUUCAGUAUUGUCCUCAUUGGAACACGAGAUGGAUUUGGUACGGAAGAGGUCUUUUUCUGAUUACCCGCAGAAUUGAUGAUUUUUCUGCAUCUUUAUCCGAUCCCAGUUACGAUGGCAUCGGAGGCGAGGAAAUCACGGUGAGCAGCUUCGGUUGGUCAGCAGAACCCAUCAAGACAUUUAUCGAAACCUGUCGCGAAUAUUCCGACAGACAAACACAAUUCUUUGUCAUCAUCUACUCUCGGGAUCGUUACGGUCUCGCCUGGAAGCCGAAAGCCCGGAAACCAAUUCGACAUCUCGAUACCGUCCACUUUGACGACGAGAUUAAGCAGGAUCUACUAGUCGACAUCAGAAACUACCUCGACCCCAAGACGCAGAAGCGGUAUCAGAGCCGCAGCAUGCCCUACCGGAGGGGGUAUCUCUUCUACGGGCCUCCCGGAACUGGAAAGUCAUCACUAUCUGUGGCCAUUGCCGGCGAGUUUGGUCUUGACCUGUACGAAGUCAAGAUCCCAAGCGUCGCGACAGAUGCCGAUCUAGAGCAAAUGUUCCAAGAAAUUCCCCCACGUUGUGUCGUUCUACUCGAAGACAUUGACGCCGUAUGGGUAGACCGGUCAAGCAAUGAAAAGAAUAACCAAGACGGCAACCACGCACCAAACUGCACUCUAUCCGGCCUCUUGAACGUCCUAGACGGAGUAGGAUCACAAGAGGGUCGCAUCGUCAUAAUGACAACAAAUCGACCAGACCAGCUCGACAGCGCACUAAUAAGACCCGGCCGCGUCGACAUGAAAGUGCUCCUCGGCAACAUAAGCCAAAAGUCUGCAGAAGAAAUGUUUAUCCGCAUGUUCUCCCCCGACCUAGGCUGCACGUCACAUUUAGACAUGCAAGAGAUUCGAGCGCUGGCAAAGCAAUUCGCCAGCGCGAUACCUGAAGAUACGUUCACGCCUUCUCUGCUCCAAGGGUUCUUCCAGCUUCAUCUGGAGAGCCCUCAAGAGGCUGCUUCGAGUAUUGCUUCGUGGGUCAAGAAGGAGUUGGAGAAGAGUUCAGAUAAGGAGUUUGAAGUAAUAACUAGCAAAAGGAGGGUGUAA
Messenger RNA from Fusarium keratoplasticum, 1458 nucleotides. RefSeq lists its product as uncharacterized. The transcript has a single exon. Gene Ontology annotation, biological process: mitochondrial respiratory chain complex III assembly; protein insertion into mitochondrial inner membrane from matrix. Gene Ontology annotation, molecular function: ATP binding; ATP hydrolysis activity. Lineage: Eukaryota; Fungi; Ascomycota; Sordariomycetes; Hypocreales; Nectriaceae. The record is from RefSeq and is a predicted model, not a curated record. Bases 1 to 1458 code for a protein of 485 amino acids. Gene Ontology annotation, cellular component: mitochondrial inner membrane.